Molecule: messenger RNA, 3838 nt
Organism: Osmerus eperlanus (European smelt)
Lineage: Eukaryota; Metazoa; Chordata; Actinopteri; Osmeriformes; Osmeridae
Gene: toporsa
Product: topoisomerase I binding, arginine/serine-rich a
Exons: 3
Coding region: 229-3069 (946 amino acids)
Biological process (GO): protein monoubiquitination; protein polyubiquitination
Molecular function (GO): ubiquitin protein ligase activity
Source: RefSeq, a predicted model, not a curated record
UUUCUUCGUGGUAUGCUAGCUAGCUUGCUAGCUGACUAACGGCCGUCAACUACCUAGUGGGAAAAUGAUUAUAAUCUCUGUAUUAAGUACACUACUAAUUUAUUGAUAUAGAACAAACGAUUUGGUUGGAUAAGCAAGCCUAGUUAAUGUACACACAUUCACUGGCGUGCCGUCUACAUGGUGGGCUAAUCUUUGUUCAGCGGUUAAAAUGGUUCUACCAUCGUUUUGAUGAAACGUAGCAUGGCGACUGCAAAGACGUCGCUCCGGCAGCGCCAGAAGAGCAGCACAGCUGCGGGGAAGCUGUUGGAGGUGAUGUCGGGGGAAGCCUCCCCUGACUCCAAGUGCCCGAUCUGCCUCGACUGCUUCAACAACAUCUCCUAUCUGGACCUGUGCCUCCACAAGUUCUGCUUCCGCUGCAUCCAUGAGUGGUCCAAAAACAAGGCGGAGUGCCCACUAUGCAAGCAGCCCUUCAACUCCAUCUACCACACCAUCAAGUCCGAGACGGACUUCAAGAAGUACGACCUGCGGCCGUCGGAGAAUGGAUCUUUCGGCAACUUCGGAGGGGAGCGCUUCCGUUACCGGACAACGCUAACCGGGGCGCGCCGCCAGGCCCAGAGGCGGACGUCCCCGCCGCCGGAUAACGGCGUGAUGUUCGAGGGUGUGGUGACCGGCUCCGCCCACGCCCGCGAGGACCGCAGGCUACGGAGGUUCGUGGUGCGCCUGGCGGCGAGGAGGAGGGCGGAGAGGGAGGGCCGCGAGGUCCGCGCGCUGCAGGAGCAGGAGAUGGUGCGCUUCCGGAGGGCGCUGUACCGGCGCGGGAUCAAGGUGCGGAGCGUGCGCGACGGGGGGCGGUCCAGGGACACGUCGGCAGACUUCUACCAGAGGAACCCAGCCUGCCUGCACAGGCUGGUCCCCUGGCUGAAGAGGGAGCUGGUGGUCCUGUACGGAGCGCACGGGUCACUGGUCAACAUCGUGCAACACAUCAUCAUGUCUCGCAUCACCAGGUACGACAUGGAAGAUGGCGCCAUCCAGGAGGAGCUCCGCCCCUUCCUGCAGGCCCGCACCGAGCACUUCCUGCACGAGUUCAUCAGCUUUGCCCGGGCGCCGUUCAACAUGGAGGCGUACGACCAACACGCCGUCUACGACUGCCCCGCCCCGUCCUCCGACGACGACGACGGCGACAGCACCGACUCGUCCGUCAUCGCCAUCUCUGAGGACGGGGACGGGGGGGAGAGGGGGGGCUCGGUGGAGCUGGACCCCCCCGCCGACUCCAUGUCCAGCGGGGCGCUGAGCCAGACGGCCUGGGACGACGAGACGCCGGGGCCCUCGUACUCCACCGCCCCCGAGGCCGGCCGGGCGCCACCGCUGGCCGUCCUGGACUCGGAGUCCGACAGCAGCCCGGAGGAGGAGGGGGGGUGCGGAGGAGGAGCGACACGGAAGAGCCUCCACAUCCAGAUCGACCCGUCUGUCUUCGAGGCUGAUGUGGGAGGAGGGAGGAGGGGAGAUGGAGGAGUAUGGGGAGGGGGAGGAGCGGUCUCAACACAGAAAAGCCUCCGCGUCCAGAUUGACUCGUCUCUCUUGAAGGGCGAUAGGAGCUCUGGUGGAGGAGGAGGAGGAGGGGGCGGGGAUUGCGCCUCCGAUGAAGACUGCGUGAUCGUGGGGUUCGUGAAGCCAAUUUCCGAGAGGACCCCCGAGCUGGUCAAGCUGUCCUCGGACUCGGAGGAGUCCGUCCUGGAGGAGGUGGAGGAGGAGCAGGAACAGGAGGAGCAGGAACAGGAGGAGAAGGAACAGGAGGAGAAGGAACAGGAGGAGAAGGAGGAGAAGGAAAAGAAGGAGAAGGCUCGACUGCCCCAGCACAUCCGCUUCUCCAGCCUCAGCCCCCCCUCCACCCCGCCCGGCCACGCACCCAGGCUGGUGGGGCGGGAUUUGUGCGGGUCCAGGGACGCCCGUGAUGGCUCCUCGCUCUCAGGGAGCAGGCACGGCUCGUCCGGGAAGUCUGACAGCCGGCACCGAAGCAGAGAGCGAUCCAGGGAGCGAGGGGAGAGGAGGAGGACCACCAGGAGCCCCGCCUCCCGUGGGAAACGCCCCUCGCACUCACCAAGCCGAGACCGCGACCCUCGUUUCAGACACGGCGAGCGGAGUAGGAAAGGGGACAAAGAUGGCGGCCGCUCGGGACACGAUCCCGGCGAUGGAGCAUCGCACCCCCUGCCCUACCAGCGGGAGAGGGACGAGAGAGGAGGAGGAGGGGGGGUGUUCUACAUAGACAGGAAGAGCCACUACUCCUCCAGCUCUCACAGGGACCUGGAGCGACACUCCCGUUCUCGGAGCGGAAGCCGGAGUCGGGAAUCUCGGCGGCGGCGGCGGUCCUCGACCAGGAGCUGCUCAAGCUCCGCCCCCUCGCCAUCCUCCAGCAGGAAGUCGCGUCACGAGAAGCCCGGCGGAAAGAGGAAGUACAAAACUCGACACCUGGAGGAUUUCCCUGCCAAGGAGACGCCGUCCACCAAGUCCUCGUACCCGGAGCCGGACUCCUCGUCCUCGGCUGUGAAAGACAGGAAGGGCAGAGAGAAGAGGUGGAAGAGAGCGAAGGAGAAGGCCAGGAAGAGGAGCAGGAGUCUGAGUGUGGAGAUUGUCUACGAGGGAAGUCCUCCAGUGGAGGAGCACACUAAGAGACACCACAAGAAGAAGAAGAAACACAAGAAGAAGAGCAGAAAGCACCGGAACAGAGAGAGGACGGACAAGCCGUCUCCCACCAUCAUCACCAUAGACAGUGACAGUGACCACGCUUACCAGAGCUGCAUCCCUAGCGGUGACGCCCCACCAAUCAAAACUACUGUAACAGGAAACCCUGCGGACUCCAGCCUAUUGGAGUCCAUGUUACAAAACUGGGAAAAGCUGAUUUCACCUCUGACGUCAGAAAAUGAAGAUCUUAAACCUGAAUGCCCUUUGACUGUCAAGGCUUCUGACAACAGCACACUAGAGCAUUCUGACAAUGUUCCAAAGGACGACAAACCUCAAUCUGCUUUGGAGGAUGAUGGAAAACAUCUAUUUGCGCUCUUUGACUCCUGGUAAAAGUACUUUGUUUGGAUUAUAACACAAAGACUGAUACUAAUUACAGAACUGACCUUCUACUUUUGGUGGACUGUAUGUAUUUUAAUUUAAAGGGAGACCUUGUUUUAGUUUGUAUUGAAUCUUACCUACCGCUCUGCCAAAUGUCGGUCGUGCCACUGUGCCAGUAACAGCCGAAUAGCUAAAUAAAUUAGUCUUUUUUUUCAACACAGCAGUGUGAAAGGCGUUCUCUGUAUGAAAUCACACACACACACACAGGUCCCAUGAUUUUUCUUGAGUGGUAGUAUUUCUCCAUUUUAUAAUUGUCCUAACAGAUUCUUGAAAUGAUUCAUUUCCAAGCCUCACUGUCUCAGGGAUACUAUUGACUACAAAGCUGUUCCAGGCUCAACCUGCUGCUCCUGCAGUCUGGGACUGAACAUACAAUCUGCUAGUAUGGGUUGCCAUAACGAGGAAUACUGUCAGGGGCGAGUAUUAUUGGAUGCAGGAUUAGGCGAUGCUUAGUUCUGUGUUUUUCAACUCCAGCUGAUUCAUGUUUGUCAGAACUGCUGUUUAAAACAGGUUUGCAUUGACUUCGCUUCAAAACAGACCAAAUACUGUCUGUCUGCCCAGAAAUUGUGUAUGUGUAACACAAAUACAUAUAUAUUGUACAGUAUAUAUAGUAUACAACAUGUAUAGUACUAUAUAUACCACUCCUGUUUUCUGGGUGCGGAAGUUGGGGGCCGAUCACAGUACGAACAUUACAACGCUGAGUUGUAAAAGUUAAUAAAUGGUU